AUGGAACGAUCAGUUAAACUUCAGUGCACUGGGGUUACUGCCUUGGAACGAUGUGAGAAACUGCAGUUCACUGGGGUUAUUGCCUUGGAACGAUCAGUGAAACUGCAGUUCACUGGGGUUACGGCCUUGGAGCGAUCAGUGAAACUGCAGUUCACUGGGGUUACGGCCUUGGAGCGAUCAGUUAAACUGCAGUUCAUUGAGGUUACGGCCUUGAAACGAUCAGUUAAACUUCAGUUCACUGGGGUAACGGCCUUGGAACGAUCAGUUAAACUGCAAUUCACUGGGGUUACGGCCUUGGAACGAUCAGUGAAACUGCAGUCAACUGGGGUUACGGCCUUGGAACGAUCAGUGAAGCUAUACGACGACGACCGCCGUGAUAAACGUAGCCGCAGUCGUGGACGUGACAAGUACAAGCAGAGUCCCCCACGCCGCGGGAAAUCACCGAAGUACGACGACAGACGAGACCGUGACCGUACACCGCCCUACAGAGACAGAGGGCGCUCAUCAACACAUCGGGGUAGGGAUAGGACUCCAUCGAGACGGGAUCGGGAAAGGGAACGCACACCGGAUCGUUACCGAGACAACACUCCGCCGCGGCGUGAGUAUGAACGUCGUGACAGAGAUCGUGAACAAACUCCGCCGCGUAGAGAUAACGAGCGUAAAAAUGACCGUCGUGAUGCCACUAAAGCACGACGGGACCCUACUCCACGCAGAGACCCCACUCCAAGGAACGACGACUUAUUCUCCCCUGCGCCCGCUAGUACUCCAGCACCUCCUAGACAGGCGGCGCCACCGGUCAACGAUCCCUGGAGGAACAAACCACCGCGCAACUCGCCCGACUCAGACACCGACGACGAACGGCGAUAA
Mya arenaria is the source of this 867-nucleotide messenger RNA. RefSeq names its product serine/arginine repetitive matrix protein 5-like. The coding region runs from base 1 to 867 and encodes 288 amino acids. The record is from RefSeq and is a predicted model, not a curated record. The transcript is spliced from 2 exons. NCBI's taxonomy places the organism in Eukaryota, Metazoa, Mollusca, Bivalvia, Myida, Myidae.